Messenger RNA from Spodoptera litura, 3767 nucleotides. RefSeq lists its product as uncharacterized. The record is from RefSeq and is a predicted model, not a curated record. NCBI's taxonomy places the organism in Eukaryota, Metazoa, Arthropoda, Insecta, Lepidoptera, Noctuidae.
CCCCCACAUUGCAACGCGAACGGACGUGUCGACAGAGUUAAUAAAACAAUAUAAAUAAAUGAAAAUAAACUUAAAAAAAGUUAUGUUAUAAUAGUGAGGCAAAAUGAAAGUGAUACUCUGUGUUGUGCUCCUCAUGGUAGGCGCUGCAGUCAAAGCGCAAGAAGGCGAUGCAAAUCCAGAUUACUUUCAAAAUGAUUACGACAAUUUAUACGACACAUAUGUUGAUACCAGUGAUGAAAGCACAGACGUGAAACAAGCUGAUGCAAGCAAGUCAGCAGAAGCAGACGAUGUACUACAAGACCCAGACACACAACCUCUACCAGAACCAGCUGACAAUGAUAAUGAUGCAGGAGUAGAUUCUAACGCCAUCCCAGACUACCAGAUCGAAGAUAACCGAUCCAAGGAACAAGUUGAAGAAAAUCAAGACUUACCAGCUGAAGAAGAAAAACUGGAGGACCAAAGUCUAGAGGAACACAAAGUUCUACCCCUAGGAGCACCUGAAUCAGAUAAUGAAGACUACCCAGACUUUGAGGCUGAUAAUCCCCUAUGGCGCGAUGCAGUAGCGGAUGAUGUUGACCCACUACCAGUACCAGCAGCCGAAAAUGACGAUGAAAUUUUUAAGGAUACUGAAGCUAUACUGAACAAUGAAAAGGAUAGCUUAAAUGAAGAGAAAGUGCCAGAAGAGACUCCCGCUAGUGAAAAAAAUAUAGAUAACAUUAUCGAAGAGACUAACAAACUAUUGUCGGAAAUGAAUGAUGAGUUUGAUGCCAGUGACUUUGACGCUUCUCAAGAACAAGACCUAGAAAAGAGCGAAGAAGAUAUUAUCAAUGAAAAAACUGAUAACUCUGAAGAAGACACACCUGCAAAAGUAUAUGCUGACCUCAAUGCUGAUUUAGAUAAAUUAAUUGAAACAUUUAAUAAGUUGAGUGAUGAUAAUUCAAAUGAAGAUGAAGAGAACAAAGAUCUUGAUGAGGUUGUGCCAAACUCAGAAGCUGUUGAUCAAGAACCACAAGAUUCUAAGCAAGUUGAUGAACCUCUUGAUGCAUUUGCAGUUGAUGAGAAUAUUGUGGCUGAUGAACAGAAAGACGAACAGAAAGAUGAUGAGCUUUUCAAUGAUGAGUUAGGGGCAGAUGAGAACAUUGUUUCCACGGAACAUAAAGAUGAUAAUGACUAUGUCGAGAUUGAAGACAGCAACUUGUCACAAAUAUUUGCUGAAAAUGAGAAAGAUGAGAACAAAUCUGAGUCACAGGAAGUCGAUGGCAACGUCGAACCAGAGGAAAAAGCUGCAACUACUGCUUCACCGCAAGAAAAUGAAGAGGAGAAAAAAAUAAUCGAUUACGUUGAUAAUUACGACGAACUUACUGACACUGAACCAAACGCUGAUGAUGAUCUCGACAGUAUUAUUAAACAGAUAUUCAAUGAAGAUGUCAAAGAGCAACAACCGUAUGGAGACGAUGGUUUAGUAGAUGAAAAACUAACUAAAAACGCAGAUGCAGUUGUGUUUAAAACGACCCAAGCGAAUAUCGAGGAUACAACUGAACAAAAGACAAAGAUGGUUGAUGAUUUGAGCAGUGCUGAGCUCGAACAGCUUACAGCACAGUUUGUCGCUACUCACCAGGAAGAAUUAGACCCCAAUUCUGAAAGUUUUGCUAAACAUGUAGCACCUGUUCAUAUUACCUUGUCUGUAGAUACGCCUACCGUUAUAGAAUCCCCUAAUCACCCUAAUCCCUACCAACCAAACAACAUCAUUGAUUGGAUUCUCGAGGGACCAGGUCAUGGCAUUGAGCUAAACAUUACAACUUUGGAUCUCAAUUCAGUUACGGGUGACUUUCUACUUAUCAAACCAGGUGGUCUCGAUGCUUCCGGUUCAGAUGGUCUUGUAUUCGCGCAUCGUCUAAGAUCAGAACGCAAAUACAGGUUCACUGGCGUAGACCGCGUGUUCAUCAGGUUCCAAGCCAACGAUGCUCGUUGGCAAUUGCAUCGUGGGUUCAGUCUGUCAGUCAAAAUGAUAUGGUCUCUCCCAGAACUUGAAGAAGACCUGCCUGAUGCUGAGGCGGUCAUCCAGCCACCACGGGAGACUUUGACCUUGAACCUUGCUGGCCUCACCUUGGCUCAAUUCAAGGCCAUUAAGGAUGACUUCCAGCUGAUGCUCGCUGACAUGGCUAAGGCAUACAUUAACGACAACAACAUUGAACUAGGAUUAAACACCACGUACGAAGUAACGCAGAUCACCAGGACCGCAAUCUGCAACAUCCAAUGGCCAGACUAUGAGAACUGUGUGGAGGUGAUCUUUGGAGUACCUCUGCAGUACGAUGGAGAGGACGAGGAGUCAGAGCCGAGGCUGUCCACGAAGGAACUGGAUGACAUGUGGACUACCUAUAUCAUCAAGGAUGAUUUCGCUGACAGACUGCGCUCUUUCGGUAUCACGGAGUACGCGAUCCCCGACGACCAGACGGUGUUGAUGGUGUGGCUGGUGAUCGCAGCUGGAGUCAUCAUCUCCAUGGCUAUGCUUGCCUUCGCUCUAUGGAGGUUUAGCUGCUUCGAGGAUUACACCAGGAUGAAAGUGUACGGUGAUACAGACAGCAUACAGAACGAGAAGCGCCACCUGGACCUGUACCCCACGCCGCACCAGACGCUCCCGCCGCUCUACUCCGAGAAUGACUACAAAUGGGCCGAUGACAAGUACGACGACUCUACACGAGUGGACAUGGGAGGUUUUGCCAACAAGAGUUACAUCCGAGACGAGCUCUACGACUUCGACUCGGAUGAGGACGUCAUCACACCACGAGACAGGUACACUACAAACGUGUAGCCGGCACAUCCCUAGCGGUAGUGCACUCUGGAAAGGCGUCAUCAGUCCGCGAGAUUACUAUGACGCGUAAACAGUACGUAAGGAUUCCAAAAAUAUAUCAGUAUCGAUAAUUCGAUUGAAUUAAUCGAAAAACCUUUAUUUGAACAUAAAGGCAACAUAUCGUUUUAAAGUUACUCGUUAAUUUUAUCGAUCAAUUCAUCGAUACCGAUACUAUACAUGUUAGUCUCAAAUUGAAAUAAAAUUAGAAAUUAUAACAAGCAUUAUCUACAGUUAGUUCAAUCAAAUUUGAAUUCUAUUUCGUAGACAUAAGGAUGGCAUUAAAAGCAAAAUUAUAUUUGCGAGAUUUGGCUAGUCAGUGCAGCUACAAUAAUGUAUCUUAUACAAAACGUUAUAAAAUUCAAAUUUGAUUAACGUAAAUAGUGUUUGUUAAUAUUUCUAAUUUUAAUUCAUAUGCAGAAUAGUUUGAAUUAAAAAUAACGUAGUAGGUAGAUAUUAUACAGUAAGUUUUAAUUGUUGAUUUUUUGUGAUUUUAAAUGAAGUCAAAUAAUUUGUGAAUAUUGUCAUUUAAUUCAUAAAAGAAAAAAAAUUGUAUGGCAAAUAUAAAUUACAUAAAAAUAAAAACAAAAUAAAUGCAUUUACCAGAAUAUAAAAAGAAAUAACGAACAAAACUGAUUAAUUGUUGAGUUCAUUUUUAUUUGAAAUUACGUCAUUUUAAAUGAACUCACUCGUUAUAGUGAAAUAAUAAUAUUCACAAAUUAUAUGUUAUAUGCAGAUAUUAUACCGUUGUAUACUUAAUAGAUAUAUAAACAUAUUGUAGAUAUUGUAAAGUACAUGAUAUAAACGUUGUGAUUUUAUUAUUUUUAUAUCAAAAAAAUCUUUAACCUCUGUUGUAAAUUAUUUCAUUUUAUAUUUUUUGUUUGCAAUUUUAUUUCACCAAUAAAUAAAUGGUUAUUUU